ACACUCAGACUUUACAUUUUCCUUGAUCACGUGAGACAAAUAUGGCCUCCACCUGACUGAAUAUUGUCAUUUAAUUUAUUUUGUCAAAUUUCGCUGUUAAAAGAAGAGUAAACGUAGCAAAUUUACAGAGCAGUGGAGAAAGAGGAGAAUUAGUCAAAAUGGCAGAGUACUGGUUGAUUUCUGUUCCUGGAGAGAAGACACUGCAGCAAUCAUUUGAGAACUUAAAUACUGCCACAAUGAGGAACCAGGUCUUGUCAACUAAUUACAAGUUCGCCAUCCCAGAUCUGAAGGUUGGAACUCUAGAUGUUUUAGUAGGUCUAUCUGAUGAUAUGGGCAAACUGGAUGUAUAUUGUGAGAGUGUCACAAGAAAAAUAGCCCAGUAUUUAGGAGAAACAUUGGAAGACCGCAGUGAUAAACUACAGGGAAAUCUGGUGGUCAAUGGACUUGAUAUGGUGACAUACUUGACCAGGUUUCAGUGGGAUUUGGCAAAAUAUCCGACCAAACAGUCAUUAAAGAAUAUAGCAGAAAUCAUUGGAAAGCAAGUCUCACAGAUUGAAACUGACCUGAAAACAAAAGCCACAGCAUACAACAAUUUAAAAGGGAAUCUGCAGAACCUUGAAAGGAAGUCUACGGGAAGCCUGUUCACUAGAAACCUUGCAGAACUGGUAAAGAGAGAAGAUUUUGUGUUGGAAUCUGAGUAUCUACAGACUGUCUUAGUGAUUAUUCCAAAAAAUAUCAUGCAUGACUGGCAGGCCAAGUAUGAAACACUGACAGAUAUGGUAGUUCCAAGAUCAUCAAGGACUCUCUUUGAAGAUGACGAGAACUGCUUGUGUUCUGUGACACUCUUCAGAAAAGUGGCAGAGGACUUCAAAAACAGAUGUAGAGAGAACAAAUUUAUGGUCAGAGAGUUCACUUACAAUGAAAAAGACAUAGCUGAUGGUAAAAUGGAAAUCUCAAAGCUCGAAGAUGACAAGAAAAAGCAAUAUGGUCCAUUGGUGAAAUGGUUGAAAGUUAACUUUGGAGAAAGCUUCUCUGCUUGGAUCCAUGUCAAGGCACUAAGAAUAUUUGUGGAAUCAGUUCUCAGGUAUGGUUUGCCUGUCAAUUUCCUAGCAGUGUUAAUGCAGCCCCACAAGAAGACAACCAGAAAGUUACGAGAAGUCAUGAACCAGCUGUAUGCUCAUUUAGACUCACCUGCCUCUCAAGAUGCUGGACAGAUGGAGAUCCCAGGUUUGGUUGGAAUCAGUAAUUUAGACUACUACCCCUACGUGUAUUACAAAGUCAGUCUGGAUUUAGUAGACCCCACGCAGUAGACCGAGCCGUGGCGGACUGGUGGUUGAAUUAUUCUAUUUCCUAUGGUUGAACACUAUUAGUGCUGGCUGGUAAUGUAUUGGCUAUCAGCUUGAGGGUAAAGGUCAAACCCAUGACAAUAUAGUGAUAUUUACAUUAUAGAGAGUACAUUUCUUAUGUAUAUUUUAUGAACAAGUCAUUCCAUUUCUGAUUAUGUUUUAAAUUUUGUUACUUUUGUUUAUUCAGAGAAACCAACACUUUUGUUGAUAAGAAAGGUACAUAGAGGUGUUGCAUCAAGUUUACUUCCAUUUAGAAUGUAAACUCUUGUUGCCUUCAUUUUCCUCAUUAAAAAAACCUUUUCAUAUAAAUGUGCAUCUUUCUUACCCACGUAGGCACAAUGUUAUAAAUGUUGGUAUCCUUGUUUAAAUAGAAAAGUAACUAGAGUAUGAAAGGUCCCACUAGAGGGUCAUAGAACUGUGAUUUGAAUACGGAUGUAUUUAUUGUUAAUUCUUUUAUUGAAUGUAAAUAAAGUCAACUUUAGAAGUCAACGUACAAUAAACUAGCUUAAUAGAGGCAUUGUUUUCUUUUUGCUAAAUAAUUCUCCAAGAAACAGAAUUGGGUCUCAAGAAUUGGAGUUUGUCGGUGGAAUUUUGUAUGAUGAAAUCUUGUGUGCAUCAGGCAGAAUAGAGCAGCGUUGUAUAUUCUAUGUAUCACUUGCAAUAUAAGCAGAUAUUGAAGCUAGUCAUUAUUACAGAUAGAUAUAUAUAACACGUCAAUAUGUGUACAUGUAUAUGGACUUCAUCUGAUGAAAAUAAAUUAUGCUGAUAAG
Molecule: messenger RNA, 2116 nt
Organism: Ostrea edulis (European flat oyster)
Lineage: Eukaryota; Metazoa; Mollusca; Bivalvia; Ostreida; Ostreidae
Product: V-type proton ATPase subunit C 1-like
Exons: 13
Coding region: 159-1310 (383 amino acids)
Biological process (GO): proton transmembrane transport
Cellular component (GO): vacuolar proton-transporting V-type ATPase, V1 domain; lysosomal membrane
Molecular function (GO): proton-transporting ATPase activity, rotational mechanism
Source: RefSeq, a predicted model, not a curated record